CUGGGCCGUAAGUUUUGGCCAGUUCAGCGUGCAUAGAGCGGUACGCGACGCCCCCCAGGACUUCUAGGAGCUCCGGGGAGACUGGGGGGUCGGGGCCUCUCAGAACCUUGAAGUGAACCCCUUUGAGCACUGGCAACUGAUGAGCCUUGGGGGACUCCACCACGUGCUGGAAUCACGGCGGCUGAUCUUGUAUUAGCCCACCAGGAGUGACGGUACGGCGGUGGCCAGCGGCUUCAACGCCUACGGUCAGUGCGACCUGGUCGAGGGUCUGACCUACAGGCGAGCUGCCGCUGGAGGGCGCCACACGGUCCUGCUCAGAAGCGAUGGCAAGGCCCUGGCCUGCGGCCAGAAUCUGCACGGUCAGUGCGACCCUCCUCCGCUGGUCGCUGGUCUGAGCUACACGCAAGUUGCCGCUGGCGGGAAACACACAGUCAUGCUGAGGAGCGACGGCGCGGCCGUCGCUUGCGGCGGGAAUAUGACUGGUGAGUGCGACGUCCCAGCGCUGGUCGCAGGUUUUGCUUACACGCACGUUGCCGCUGGGGAGCAACACACAGUCUUGCUGAGGAGCGACGGCACGGCCGUGGCCUGCGGCUUGAACGAUCAUGGUCAGUGCGACCUCCCGGCGCUUGCCUCGGACCUUGCCUACACGCACGCUUCCGGCGGAUAUCAGCACACGGUCCUGCUCAGAAGCGACGGCACGGCCGUGGCCUGCGGCUCGAACAGACAUGGCCAGUGCCACUUUCCUGCGCUGGUCGCGGGCCUGACCUACACAGCUCACCUGCUGCUUCCAGUUUUGCUCCUGCAGGCGUCGCUAGACGGUGCUGCGAUGCGGUUCGCAACCCUCGGCGGGCUGGAGCGCCUGAGAAUAGAGGCGCGGCCUUCUGCUCGCCUCGCAGACAUUUACGAACAGCUGGUCGCGGACCAGUGCCCUGAAGUCUGGCGAGUCGACGCCGUCCUGCCUGGUGGCCAGCUGCUCAGCAGCGCUUCGAUCGAGGAGACGGUCGCCAGCGCUUUUGGGCUCGUCGACGUUCCAGGAGCCUUGAUUGAACGACAUGGAAAUGUGCGACCAACCGCCGACGAGAACGUGAAGGCCAGCAGUGGGCGGCGUCUGUGCUAUUUCGUCGAACCAUGCCAGUGCAGGAUCGCAUGACUUUCGGUGUCGUUUUGCUUGCCCCUGUUUGCGUGGUCACAGCCCCCCCGGCGAGAGCUUAGAGCGUCCUUGCCGUGCUGAA
Messenger RNA from Prorocentrum cordatum, 1232 nucleotides. The record is from the annotation of a GenBank genome assembly. NCBI's taxonomy places the organism in Eukaryota, Dinophyceae, Prorocentrales, Prorocentraceae.